AUGCUUUGUGCAAUCUCCGGAGAGGCUCCGCAGGCGCCCGUCGUCUCUCCUAAGAGCGGCAGCGUUUUUGAGAAACGUCUCAUCGAGGCGUACAUCGCCGAACACGGCAAAGAUCCCGUAAACGGCGAGGAGCUCAGCGCCGACGAGCUGAUCGAGGUCAAGUCGCAGCGUGUCGUGCGGCCCCGGCCGCCCACCCUCACAUCCAUCCCCUCGCUCCUCAGCGUAUUCCAGGAAGAAUGGGACGCCUUAGCACUGGAGACAUAUACCCUACAGCAGAACCUGGCCCAGACCCGACGCGAACUCAGCUCUGCACUCUACCAGCACGAUGCCGCGGUACGGGUGAUUGCGCGCCUCACACAGGAAAGAGAUGAGGCUCGCGAGGCCCUGUCGAAGGUGUCGGUUGGUGCUGGUCGGCCUGCGGUUGAUGGUGAAGCCAUGCAGGUCGAUUCGGCGGGCUUGCCGCAGGCCGUGCUGGAGCGGAUUGAGAACACACAGGCCCAACUCUCCAAGACUCGCCGCAAGCGCACCGUUCCCCAAGGCUGGGCUACCAGCGACGCCAUCUCGGCGUACACGCCCGUGGAAACCUCUGAACCGCUUUACCCCGGCAGCCGGGCACUAUCGGUUAACUCUACUGGCGAAUUGGCCCUGGUUGGAGGUGCCGAUGGCGUGGUUGGCGUUUACUCGCUCGCUCAGAAGAACGUGGUGCAAACAUUGAAAGCCGAUGGUUCGGUCACUGACGCGACAUGGGCUGGCAACAAGGCCGUUAUUGGUUCAUCUACUGGCUCUGUGAAGGUCUUUGAGAAUGGAAAGGAGGUUGCGAGCUUUGCCUCUCACGCUGGUGAGGUGGCGGCAGUUGCUCUGCAUGCGACUGGGGAUAUUGUUGCCUCGGUGGGCGUCGACAAGAGCUACGUCCUUUACGACUUGGCCACCAAUUCGGUGAUCACCCAAAUUUUCACCGACACUGCCCUACUUUCUGCCAACUUCCAUCCAGAUGGCCAUCUGCUGGCUGCUGGUGGAGCGAACGGCCAAGUCAAGAUCUUCGACGUCAAGACCGGCGGGUCAGCUGCAGAGUAUGACAUGUCGGGCCCUGUGAAAUGUCUCUUUUUCUCUGAGAACGGCACGUUCCUGGCUGCCGUGGCUGAUGGAUCCACGACGGUCUCUAUCUGGGAUCUCCGCAGCUCCAAGGAAACCAAGGUGUUGGAUACGGGCAGCCAGAUCAACUCGAUCUUCUGGGAUUACACUGGCCAGUUCCUCCUGACGGGUGGUCCCAGUGGCCUGACUGUCCAACAGUUCUCCAAGAAGAACAAGCAGUGGUCAGAGCCCCUGCGCAGCGCCGUGCCGGCCGUCUCGGUGGGCUGGGGAGCCAGUGCGCAGAGCAUUGUUGCGUUGAACGAGGCGGGGGCAAUCACGGUGCUGGGGGCACAAUGA
This is a messenger RNA of Penicillium lagena, 1428 nucleotides long. RefSeq names its product pre-mRNA-processing factor 19 family protein. Lineage: Eukaryota; Fungi; Ascomycota; Eurotiomycetes; Eurotiales; Aspergillaceae. Gene Ontology annotation, molecular function: ubiquitin protein ligase activity; protein binding. The transcript is spliced from 5 exons. The record is from RefSeq and is a predicted model, not a curated record. Gene Ontology annotation, biological process: mRNA splicing, via spliceosome; DNA repair; protein ubiquitination. Bases 1 to 1428 code for a protein of 475 amino acids. Gene Ontology annotation, cellular component: Prp19 complex; U2-type catalytic step 1 spliceosome; cytoplasm.